Messenger RNA from Diaporthe batatas, 7893 nucleotides. RefSeq lists its product as uncharacterized. Gene Ontology annotation, molecular function: protein binding. Bases 1205 to 4948 code for a protein of 1247 amino acids. The transcript is spliced from 4 exons. Lineage: Eukaryota; Fungi; Ascomycota; Sordariomycetes; Diaporthales; Diaporthaceae. Gene Ontology annotation, cellular component: membrane. The record is from RefSeq and is a predicted model, not a curated record.
GAACAGCCCAGCCCGUCUUUGGGCAAAUCCGACUGUGCAUUAUGCCAUGAGCCAUCGAGCGUGGGGCUGGCAGCUGGCAGCUGGGAGGCUACUGCCAAUCACCCGCUACGGCGAACGUCCAGAAAAAGGCCUGACGACGUGCACAGGGGUAAAGCUCUCGGGAAGCCGAGAUUCUUCAGUUGAGCGUGGCCCAAGCUCCUCCCGUCUGGCUCUCUUGCGGCCAGAUUUAAAGGUGAGGUGGAGCAAUCAAUGCCAGGCAUUGGGCCCCAACAGGGAUACACACCAAGGGAGGCGGGCGGCUAAAUAUUGAUUCGUGCCCCUCAGCAUAUCCCAGCCAGCUUCCGGCGAAGCACACCCGUGAGCAAAACUCGCAUGUAUAAUCCAGAACUCGAUGGGAUGGGUUAUUUCGACGAGAUAGGCACUGGGGCAGACACUGGGCGACCCAGCGGCAUAGUCUCUCGGCACUGCGGCUCAGGAGGCUCAGAGACGACAAGGUUGUGUGGGCGCUUGCAAGAAAUGACACCUGAGGUGCUCCGCCGGCUGUUAUUUGCUACACCAUCUCUUCUAAGCGCCCGGCCUACGGCACCAAUCACCAAGCAGGCCAGCGAUGUUCCUUGGCGGGGCCCAAUCGAGGCAGCUCCCAGAGACCCAAAGAGGGGAUGGGGAGAGGAGGGCAUGGGGCAGUGGCCCCUCCACUCCACUCCACCCGGCUGGUCUCCGCGAGUCCACGACCCUCGCCCUCGCUGAACGAGCCUGUCAAGGUGAGCCAGAUGCCGCCGCCGCCGCAAGCCAGCAUCCAAGCAGCUCUCGUCGUGCCUGUCCCUGCCGGUCCUGCAUUGCUGCUGCUUCCUCCCGCCGCCUAGCAUAGCCCCAUAUUUACAGUACCUCACCUUUCCCUGUUCCUGGACUCGCCUGCAUGCGCGGGCACUGGCCUCGAUAGUCUGACUGGUUCUUUUUUCUCCGAGGGUCGGCCUGUUAUGCGGCCUCAGUAGCCCACUACGCCCCCACCAACCAGCCCUAUCGUCGACCAGUGACGACGGCGUAUAGAGAUACGCAGAACUCACCCAGGCAGGCUUCCGACACGGGCGCGACAAAUCCCUCUUUACGGCGCGCCAUACCCUGGUGACGCGCUCCAUAGCUGUGUGCUUGCGCAAGCUCCUGACUCUGCUGCCAAGUGGAAUCCACCCUCAGCCCACAGCCCAACAUGUCUGACCGCGGUCGUGGCAUCCCGGAGGAGGAGCUCUUUAUGAGCCGCCCUGCACGGGACGACGGCGAUAGCCCUACCAUCGAACCCCUGAGAAUCUUCAAACCUCAGAGCCCCAAGCCGGCCGCAGACAAGCAGACCGACCGCUUCAAGUACCCCUACCCUGUUCCGACCUCUUCUGCGGGCUCAUCGUCCUCCUCGAAGCCAAUGUUCCCCUUGCCACCCGGCGCAUCCAGCUCUGCUGCGCCCUUGCCCUAUCCCGAAGAGGACGACGACCGAUUCACCUCCCAGCCUAGUCGUCCGACGUACACCGCAGACAGUCGCAAGUCCUCAGCUGCGUCAGGCCGGGUGUACGGCUCAGGAGGUACCCCAAGCCCCGCACCUGGGAGCUACAACGAUAUAUCGCCUCGGCUCAACCUCAGCCCUGUCAGCGACGGCCGUCCCGGGCUCGCUGAGAGGAGAGGCACUGCCCCCAAGCCCAUAACGAGCCCUACAAGUCCAGGUGGCGAUAAGGAUGAGCUCUUCGCAAAACCUAUAAAGAGCCAGCAGAAGAUAUCUUCAACGUGGCAGAACAAGCCGUACUACCCACCUCCCGAGAGCACCACCUCCUCCGGCUCGGGUUCGAGCUCUCAUACCGCAAAUGCGAAUGCAUAUGCCCAGCGCCAGGACUCCAACCACCUGGGCAUAACAUCUGAUGGGAUGAACCGAUUCCCGUCCACCGCCUCAAACUCUACAACCAAGGCCAGCAGGGGCUCGCCUCCCCCACCUGAGACUCCAAUCGUCGAGCCAGGGAACAUACCAGGCGGUGGUAUCGAAGCUCGGUAUGCAGCUGCUGGUAUAUCUGGCACAGCGACUCUGAACGCCCUGCAAGCGCAGCAGGCGCAGAGUGCUGCUGCCUCGCAGCGCCUGGCUCAAUAUGGGGGCCAGCAGCCCCAGCAGCCCCAGCCCACGCGUCCCUGGACUCCUACCGACCACCAAAACACCCACGAUGCUCCCACCGUAUACCAAGGAUCUGCGCCGGUGGGCAGUCCGCCGCAAGCUGCCCAUCCUGCUCAAGCUCGCCCGAGUGCCUCAGGCGGCGAUGGACCGGCCCUCCAAGUGAGCGUGUUGGAGCAGGACUUUCAACGCAUGCAAGCCUCAACACCGCCCCCUGCGUACACCAGUGUGAGUCAUGGUGGAUCGGGCUACCCAGCAGAGAAGCAGCGACCUACGGCAGGGAGACAAAGCAGUGCGAGCUCUGCCACGGCAGCUCCCCAGCAAUCAGCAGCUUCCGCUGCCCCUACCGCGCAGAGUGCUUCUGCUGGCUCAAAUGACCCCAAGAGGCCGCAGAUUUCCACCUCGUCUGUCGCCGCCGCCGGUCUGGCUUCUCCCGUGACAGCGCCACACAAUGCGAAUCACCCUGCUUUCGCCAAUGACCCAAGACCGGCAAGCGGGCAGAAUGGCCAUCCAGCCUUACAGCACACGCCUUCCGUGCUCACCCAGGCCCAGUCUCCCCCUCCGCUACCAGAGGGGUGGAUCGCACAUUUGGAUCAAAACUCGGGCCAGUACUACUACAUCCAUCUUGCAACGCAGGCGACACAAUGGGAGUUCCCCAAAGGCCCAACCCCAAUGUCACAAGACGUGGCGCCUCUCUCCCCUGUGGGUUCAACAUACGGUAACCCGCUGGCAUCUCCUUUCUUAGGUGGCAAGCAGUCCCUGGCCUCCCCUGGGCUUUACCCACCAUCCACCCCAGGGUAUGCGGAGAGCAUCAUGAGUGUCGCAACAGCUACACCGUCAGCAGCAGGCUUCUCAGGUCCCCCGCCCAGCGCAGGUGUCGACAUGUACAAGAUUGCGCCCACCAACGGUGUUUACUUUGGGCCAUAUCUUCGAUAUACCAACAUGGACGUCGAAAAAGGGCAAUGGCUUGGCAGCAUUAUGCUCGUCACAGAUGCUCCGCAACCUCCCACAAUCCAUUUGCAUUUGAGUGUGGAUCUGUCUCCGAAUCCACGGCAACUAAUACCUCAGUCAAUAUAUACCCACCAACGUUGGACGUUCUAUAAGUACGAAAUCGACAUACCAAUGGGUGAGAGCGGCUCUGAGCGAUGGACUUAUGCGAUCACAUCACACCUGGGAUGUACAAGAUAUGAGUUCAUCGUUGCUGGCCGACACGAGAAUGGCUGGCGGUUCAUCGCGCACUCGGGCAAUGAUUUCGCUGUGAGCACGUCACAAAAUGAGCGGGCAAAACUAGGUGGAGCGGGUCUCAUGUGGAAAGACGUACUGCAGAAAAACGUCGAAUGUGGCGGCUUCCAUGUCCAGCUCGGACUUGGAGAUCAGAUCUACGGAGAUCGGCUGUGGAAGGAGGUCCCUCUGCUGAAGCAGUGGCUCUCCAUGCAAGGCAGGGAAAACCGCAAGAAUGCGCAGUGGACGGCGCGGCAUGAGGAAGACGUUUCCCAUGCGUAUUUCCACUACUAUACAAGCCACUUCGACCAGCCUUUCCUUCGCGAGGCGUUUGCGCAAAUUCCUCACAUCCUGCAGAUUGAUGAUCACGACAUUUUCGAUGGCUUCGGUUCGUAUCCUGCAUAUAUGCAACAGUCAGCCAUUUUCAAGAACAUCGGACGGAUAGCUAUUGAGAUGUACUUGCUCUUCCAGCACCACACUACCAUCGAGAUUCUCCGCAACGUCAACCACGAUCUAGAUCUCUUCACUAUCACGGGUACGGGCUGGCAUUUUGUCAAGUAUCUCGGCCCAUCCGUCGUCGUAGUAGGACCGGAUCUGCGGUCGGAGAGGAACCAGAAUCGCGUCAUGGCUGGGCCAACGUACCAGGGGAUAUUCCCCAAGGUCGCCAUGCUACCCCCCUCUGUACAGCAUUGUAUUUGGAUGCUCUCUGUCCCGGUCGUUUACCCACGACUUGACACGGUUGAGACGCUGGCAAACACGUUCGCCACGGGUAAGAAGGCUGUCAACUCCACAUACAACCUUCUCGGCAAAGCAACCUCGUCUGUUGCGGGCAUUAUUGGUGGCAAAGAGGUAGUUUCCCAGGGAUUUACACAGGUGAAGAAGGCGGUCGGCAAGACUGGACUGAUGGGUAAUGUUUUGAACCAAUUUGGUGACUUUGAGCUCGCCGAUGAGCUCCGGGACCUGUGGACACAUGAAUCCAAGGACCUCGAGAGAACAUACUUCAUAAGGACACUACAAGGCAUCUCCCAGCAGAAGGGCAUUCGGAUGACAUUCUUCUCCGGAGACGUCAACUCGGCCGGGGCAGGCCUGGUGCACGACCCGUCGCACCCGUCAGACCACAAGACCAUGUACCAGAUCAUCACGUCGCCCAUCGUGGCGUCGCCGUCGAGCAGCUACAUCCUCAAGAUGCUGCACAACAACAAGCUGCUCUACGUGCCGGCCAACGGGCACAAGUCGACGCACGAGGUGUCCGACACCAAGGAGGACAUGAUGGAGAUCUUCCACACGGACGCGUCGGGCGCGGCCCGCGAGCUGAAGAAGCUCAUCGGCCGCCGAAACUACGCCGCCUGCGUGGUGUACGACCCGGACACGCUCAACGGCGGGGCCGGCGGGGUGCCCGGCGGGGCGGCCAGCAACUACGCGCACAGCAUCGCCGGCAGCGGCAGCGGCGGCAGCGCGGGCGGGUCGUCGGCGGGCCUCAGCAAGCUCAGUCUUGCUGUCGACUUUGUCGUGCAGGGCGACGGGCAGUUCACCAUGCCGACCAAGUACGGCCCCGUCAUCGUGCCGCACCUGGAGUUUGGACACUGAGCGAGCGCGCCCCCUCUCUCCCUCCUCCCCUCCCUCCGCACUGCCAGGUGACGGAUUUAUUGCUUGCUCGAUGGCCAGUGCCCAAUUGGCCUGCUCGUGGCGACGAAGUUAUUACAGAAGGACAUAUGGAGUUUGGACAUGGGGGCUGGCCGUUUGACAGACAAGGUCUUUUUCUUCUUUUUUUACGAUUCUAUUUACAUUCUGCUGCGUAUUUGGUUUGACACAUAUUCCCCCAGACAGCCAGGCGGUAGACGACCUGUCCCUGAUGAUGUUUCUGCAUUUGGCUAGCAGCAUAAAUACAUUUUCUUGACGUGAGGUGACACAAGUUUCAAUACCAAUUUGUCGUUAACGGUUUACCCCAAAAGCCAAGAUACAAGCAGCCCCGAUCUGCAUCACCCGCCUGGGGGGCUCCCCUAGCGGGAGCAUUUUUAGCAUUUUUUAGGUUUCCAAGAUCGUCUACGAUUGAUUUGGCAGAGACAAAACACGUUGAGACAGGGAUAUUUCAUCCAAGCAGGGCAAGCACGUUUCCUGCAUGAUCAAGAUCGGUUAUGGAGCAUGAGAUCGGAUUAAUGUUAUGUACAGUCCGCCAGCCCCCAAUAAAUCGUGCCAGCAUCUGCCGAGACAACCAAGCAAUGUAAUUCCAAGCGCUUUAUGUACAUCGCCGCCCUCAAGUGUGCGCCUUGCUAUUCGUGAUACAUGCAUCAUCCCCUUGCCGGCGCUCUUGCCGACAAGGAGUAAAAAAAAAAAAAGGGUGGGGAGAAACCGCCAAAUGGCCCUCAGAGAUUCAUUCGCUUCCGCAGUUAUCAAAGACUGGGAAAGGAGAUGAAAAAGAAAGGAAGAUGGAAUGGAAUGUAGGGGUAUCCAAUAAAAGUGUAGUGGUUCCGGCCCUUGCGAGCUAAAGAUGAAACGGAACUGGUGUAAAGACAGGCCACGUCGGAGCCCAAAUGCUUUGUCGAUCCCUUUAGGAACCCCCACAAUCAUCCAUCCUCCGGCGGAGAAAGAACUCCAUGGCGAUCUCACGGCCCUUCUUGCUGAUGGCCUCGCACAGGAACUGCUGCAGGCCGUCGACGUCACGCGGCGAGGAGUAGGCGGGGGCGUUGCGCCAGCUUCCCAGGCCGGACUUGAGCUUCUCGAAGUCCUCCCAGGUGCGGUUGACGAUGCAGGCCCGGUUGUGCUCGUGGCAGAGGACGACCUCGUAGACGACGGUUGGCUUGUCGUUUUCGUCCUUGCUGAGGCGUGCCGAGCGGAUCCAGACUGCCUGUGGGAGGUGGCGUGUUGCGUUGUAUGUGUGGUGGCACUUGCGCGAGUGGAACUGGGGCUUGAGAGGCUUGAUGGCAGAGCUUGUUUGUUGUUGUUGCUGUUGCUGUUGCCGUUGCCUCUUCUCCUCCUCCUCCUCCUCUUGCUUUUGCUGCUUUGCUUGUUGAUGUUGGCGUUGGAGUUGUUGGAGGAGUUGUUGACGGUGUGCUGCGUCUAUGGUAGAACGUGCCGGCGUCUUCCUCGAGACGGUAGGUGCCUGCCUGGAGCGACACUCAUCGGGCUGGGGCUGGUAGGCGAUCUGGAUAUGCAUUUUUUCGUUGUUUUUUCCUCGUCGUUUUCUUUUGGAUUCUGCUGUUGGAAAUAAAAUCGAUAGAUGUGUUUAGAUUAUUCUCUGGCUCUGGAUGUGCCUUGAGGAAGAACAGAACAGAUUUCAAGCAGGGUUAAAGGAUAGUGCGGCGGAGGCAGGAUAUAGAAAGGAAUGACAAGCAAACAGAUCGACUGUUGUGCUCAGAUGCUAAGACACGAGAAACACAGCUGGGGGUCUUGUGUGUUUGAGCGUGGGCUGAUAUAUGAGAGGAUGCGGCUCUGUAAGCUCAGAGCCUCAUGUGACAACGUAAGAUGGGCGAUGGUAUUUAUCCAUCUGGGCAGAUCUUCAACAGCCGCUACGGCAUAAAAGCUGUCAUCCAACAGUUCAUCUGUCUGUGGCAGGACCCACAAGGCUGUUUGGACCAGGCUCUUGGAUGGGGGCCAGGAUUGGGGGAGGGAAGCGAAGCGAGAGAGAGGGCGACGAGGCAGCGAGGCAGCACAGCAUUCCCAAUCGGGGUUGACUGUGGAUGGGAUGAUGGGCCCAGCAGGGAACAAGGCCCUUGGCCCUGGGCCCCAGCAGGAGCCUCGGGAUGGGCAAGAAGGGCCAGGAUGGCUGGAUGGGAUGAGCAGGUAAUAUGGAGCGGUGACGGGGCGUCGGCGAGUGCGGAGACUGCGGUGGACGCGCGGUGGACGGCGAGGCAUGCGAGGGAGUCAGUCACGGGCAGUACCCCAUAGGGCAAAGGCUUGCCAUGUCAGGCAUGUUCCGUACAUAGCAACAGUCGGGCUGGCGGCUGGCUGGCUGUGCAGCGCCUGCGCGUGUGUAGCGACCUGAAACCAGACGCCCUAGCAGGAGCCGUCGUGGGUUAAACGAUCGCCCAGGCUGGGCCAACCGGACGAGUGUUUUGUUUCUUGUGCUGCGACGGCGCAUGAAGUGUCAUUUCCGCCCGUCUGGUCGAGUGCUGAUGCUCGCCCGAGUCGCUCGAGGCGUGCCUGUCCCUGUCCCGUCCUGCCCGUAGCUGCCCCUUUGGGCUCAAAAUAGGAGAGGUCGAGCAAAAAAGAAGAGGGGACCACGGCGAUCUGAUCUCCAGCAGGGGGGGAGGGGAGAGGAGAGAAACCAAACGAUCUGGGGCCCGCCAGUGGGAACGCGUACAAUGCGUGCGUAGGUGUGUGCGUGUGCAAGAAACCUACCUACCUUUCUGCCUGCACGUGAGUAAACACCGUUUCGAUUCGUCUCGUGAUGGACAUGAAUGAACCUGCAGUGGAUGUUGUGUUUGUGCACGCUGCAGCACUGCACAGACUACCGCCAGAUCUGGCGGGGCAUAAGGAAAACUCUGGCACAAGGUUCGGAGGAAAUCUAACUGAUCUCGUUUUUUUGAUUGCUU